Molecule: messenger RNA, 727 nt
Organism: Ixodes scapularis (black-legged tick)
Lineage: Eukaryota; Metazoa; Arthropoda; Arachnida; Ixodida; Ixodidae
Gene: IscU
Product: iron-sulfur cluster assembly scaffold protein IscU
Exons: 5
Coding region: 141-617 (158 amino acids)
Biological process (GO): iron-sulfur cluster assembly; intracellular iron ion homeostasis
Cellular component (GO): cytoplasm; mitochondrial matrix
Molecular function (GO): ferrous iron binding; 2 iron, 2 sulfur cluster binding
Source: RefSeq, a predicted model, not a curated record
UCGCAACACGAGAGUUAUCGACAGUAGUUUUGCACACGACCGCAGACUGUAUUCGACCGUCGGCUGAGUGUUCGGAAGCUUGGUUUUUCUUCCGGAAUUGCUAAAAAUUAAGGAAAAUUUGCAAGCCUAUCUCAUCAAACAUGCUGCUGAGGACAAUUCAUAGGUCUCUGUCGCCUGCGAGAAAAACUUUACUUGCUGUCAGCUCGGCAAACUACCACGAAAAGGUGAUUGACCAUUACGAGAAUCCUCGUAACGUCGGUUCGUUAAAUAAAAACGACGAAAAUGUUGGAACUGGUCUUGUCGGAGCUCCGGCCUGCGGCGACGUCAUGAAACUCCAGAUUAAAGUGGACGAGUACGGAAAGAUUGUGGACGCAAAGUUCAAGACUUUCGGCUGUGGCUCUGCAAUUGCAUCUAGCUCUCUCGCCACAGAAUGGAUCAAGGGCAAGAAUGUGAAUGAGGCCAUGACCAUAAAGAACACAGACAUUGCAAAAGAGCUGAGCCUUCCUCCUGUCAAGCUGCACUGCUCAAUGCUUGCUGAGGACGCCAUCAAAGCAGCGCUGAACGAUUACAAGAAAAAGAAGAUGCAGCAGGCUCAGCCAGGAGGCGGCAAUGGUUGACCGCCAAGCCUGAUCUUCCGGAUGUGUGCAUACUGCUUUGCUGUAGCGGACCCUGUAAAAGAAUGGGAGAGAAUAAAGUUGUUCCUUAGAAAGGAGAAACAAAAGGCUUA